CCAGCCUGCAGGCUUUCAGACUGGGCCCAGGCUGGGCUGUGGGUGAGAGGGCGCAGUGCUCAGCCUGGCAGUCGAUCUCCCCGUGGCAUGGCAUUCAGGGGGCCUGAACCCUGGGUCUUGGCAUCCCUGCUGAGCCGGAGACUGAAGGCGGAGGAGAAGACCCUGGAUCUAGAGUUCGAAGUUUUGAGCGUGGGGUUUAAUGAGGGGGGUAGAUAUGCCCUAAGACUGUCAGCUGAGAACCCCUUGCAGGCAGGCUCUGGGGCUGGGGUGCAGUUGCAAGUGAAUGAUGGUGAUCCCCUCCGUGCCUGCUCUGUUGUCACUGAUGUCAUUGAGCAGCAGGAACCUGGCCAGAGCCUCACCCUCACCAGGAACAAGUUUAUCUUUACUCUGCCCAAAGGUUUCUGCAAGAAUGACGGGCAGCAUGACGCUCAGCUGCGCGUGGAGGCACUGAGGCUGGACGAACCCUCAGGACGGACGACCCAGCGGGUGGGUGAGGCCAUCUUCCCCAUCUACCCGAGGCCGGACCAACCCCGCAUGAACCCUGAGGCUCGGGACCACGAGGACCUGUACCGCUACUGUGGCAACCUGGCUCUGCUCCGGGCCAGUGCGGACCCCACAGCCCGCCACUGUGGGGGCCUGGCCUACAGUGUGGCCUUCCACGUGCACCGGGACCCUCAGCCCCCAAUCUCAGACAGCACUCCGGGGGCUGGCCAGCCAGAACUGAUGUCACCAUGCCCAGAGCCCCAGCUCCCCAGGCUGCAGAUUUUGCGGAAGGCCCCAAGUGACCAGGGAACACAAAUCUCCUCUGUGUGCCCAUCCUCAAGCCCAUCCAGCAUCCACCCUGCCCAGGAGGGGCUCGGCCCCAACCCAGGACCCAGAACUUCUGAUGGUCACUGAUGAUGGUCACAGCGGGGCAGUGGAGCAGGGGCUGGAGAGCAGGGAGCAUAGGAAUGCAAUGAUCAAGAUGAUCUGGAAUGAGGAGGGAGCAGAAGGCAAGGCUCGGAGUGAGACCAGGGUCAGGGCUCCGUGCAGACUUCCACAACUGUCUUUGUAUCAGAAUCACUUUGCUUCUCAGCCAUGGCCCAUGGGUCACACAGCCCUCAAUGGCCAUGCCGAUGCUGGUCACAGCAUUCCCUAGUCCUGCAGACUCGGACACUAAAACAAUCAAUUCCCCUGAGCAAUAAAAUUACGGACAGUGAACAUGUUUCC
Cebus imitator (Panamanian white-faced capuchin) is the source of this 1209-nucleotide messenger RNA. RefSeq names its product coiled-coil domain-containing protein 33-like. Bases 88 to 897 code for a protein of 269 amino acids. NCBI's taxonomy places the organism in Eukaryota, Metazoa, Chordata, Mammalia, Primates, Cebidae. The transcript has 4 exons. Gene Ontology annotation, cellular component: peroxisome. The record is from RefSeq and is a predicted model, not a curated record.